AUGGGAGACAUGGGCAGCGGCUGUGAAGAUAGAAACUGUGGCCUUGCAUCGGGCUUCCCGGAGGACUGCUCCAACCAUGAGUGCCAGUGGGAGGAACCUGUGUUUGGAUUAAUUGAGUUAGUGUGCGUGACUGUGAUUUACAUCCCGCUGAUGCUCUUCGGCCUUCUCGGAAAUAUACUAACAAUUCUUGUGGUCUGGCUCCGUCCUCACAUGAGAAGCUCUACCUACCUCUACCUGAGCAGCAUGGCUGUCAGUGAUCUGUUGAUACUCCUGCUGCUGCCUCUGGAUCUAUACAAGCUCUGGAGGCCCAGACCCUGGCUCUUAGGAGACCUUGCUUGUAAGCUGACCAUGUUCCUCUCAGAGUGCUGCACCUUCUGUACCAUCCUCCACAUCACCUUCCUCUCCCUGGAGAGGUACAUGGCGGUCUGCUGGCCAAUCACAGCCAAGACCCUGGUGACACGGCGCAGAACCAGGGCUCUUAUUGGUUGCCUCUGGCUGGGUGCGGCUGUCAGUGCAGCACCAGUGUUGGUCAUGGUUGGAGUGGAGGAAGUUGGGGGAGAAGAACAAGGGCUCAGUGGAUGGACGGAGGAUGGAGGGUGGACAGGAAGGAACGGAGAAGAGGUAGCAUUUAUGAUGGGUGGAGGGGAGAGAGGAAGUGGACACGUGACCUCGAUGGAUGGAGAAUGGGAGGGAAGAAAUUGGGAAGAGAAAGAGACAAAGGGAUGGGGUGAAAGAGUUGGGGAGUUAAAAUGGUUUGGGGAGAAAGGGGACAGAAAACUGGGAAUAGGGGAAACAGAUGAGAGGAAACAAGAUGGAGGAGAAAUGAAAGAUGAAAAACAAGUGGAUGAGGGCGGAGAGGAAGGAAAGAUGGAAGUUGAUGGAGCGCAGCAAAAUAAAAUGAAAGAAGAUGAAGGAGGAGGAAGGGAAGAGGGAAUUGAUGGAGGUCAUGAAGGAGAGCUUGACAAGAGAGAGUGCCGCUGCACGCACUACGCCGUCUCCUCUGGCCUGUUGUCGGCCAUGAUGAUUCUCUCCAACUUGUACUUCCUGAUACCACUCUGCAUCCUGGGACUGGUCUACAGCCUGAUUGGACGGACACUGUGGCUCCGUCCACAAAGCAGCCGCAAAGACCAGAGUCACCGGCACACUGUCAAAAUGCUCGGUGUGAUCGUCUUGGCGUUUGUCCUGUGCUGGCUGCCCUUCCAUGUUGGUCGGACCAUAUUCUCUCUUUCUCUGGGCACCGCUACCGAGAGACAGGAAAUGUACACUCAGUAUUUCAACCUGGUGUCCUCAGUCCUCUUCUACCUCAGUGCUGCUGUCAAUCCUUUACUGUACAACCUGAUGUCUGCCAGAUACAGACACGCCGUGCACAGCCUCAUACACACACACUCUCCCACACAAUCUCACAGGCUGCGCACAACGCUCACGGCACGAUACUCCACGACCACUAUGUAA
This is a messenger RNA of Seriola dumerili (greater amberjack), 1452 nucleotides long. RefSeq names its product growth hormone secretagogue receptor type 1-like. Gene Ontology annotation, biological process: G protein-coupled receptor signaling pathway; hormone-mediated signaling pathway. The record is from RefSeq and is a predicted model, not a curated record. Gene Ontology annotation, cellular component: plasma membrane. Gene Ontology annotation, molecular function: growth hormone secretagogue receptor activity. Lineage: Eukaryota; Metazoa; Chordata; Actinopteri; Carangiformes; Carangidae. The transcript has 5 exons. Bases 1 to 1452 code for a protein of 483 amino acids.